Molecule: messenger RNA, 1568 nt
Organism: Chelonus insularis
Lineage: Eukaryota; Metazoa; Arthropoda; Insecta; Hymenoptera; Braconidae
Gene: Acat2
Product: Acetyl-CoA acetyltransferase 2
Exons: 8
Coding region: 124-1305 (393 amino acids)
Biological process (GO): fatty acid beta-oxidation
Cellular component (GO): mitochondrion
Molecular function (GO): acetyl-CoA C-acetyltransferase activity
Source: RefSeq, a predicted model, not a curated record
UCAGCAUAUAUAACACGACUGGUUGGCUUAUUUCCGCUAUUUCUUUGAGCGGCAGUAGAUCGUGACUUUGUUGAGUAUUUAAGUUAUUGUAUUUUUAAUACAUAACGUUGAAAAAUUGCAAAAAUGACAACUGAAGUGGUUAUUGUGUCAGCUGUUAGAACACCGAUAGGAUCAUUUUGUGGAUCACUAUCAUCCUUGAAAGCAUCUGACUUAGGUAGCAUUGUAAUAAAAGAAUGUCUAUCAAGGGCAAAUUUGAAACCAUCAGACGUUCAUGAAGUUGUUAUUGGUCAAGCAUUAACAGCUGGACAAGGUCAGAAUCCGGCUCGCCAAGCAGCUAUGAAAGCAGGAAUUCCAAUAGCAGUGCCAGCAUAUGUAUUGAAUAUGCUUUGUGGUUCUGGUCUGAAAGCAGUCGCAAAUGCUUAUCUCUCUAUUAAGUCCGGUGAAUACGACGUAGUUGUUGCUGGAGGUCAGGAAAGCAUGAGCCAAGCUCCCCAUGUUAUUCAUUUAAGGAAUGGCGUAAAGCUCGGUAAUGGAACUAUGAUUGAUACAAUGCUAUUUGAUGGUCUUACAGAUGCAUUCACCAAUGUUCAUAUGGGCAUAACAGCUGAAAAUAUUGCCAAAACAUAUAAUAUAAGCAGAGAAGAACAAGAUAAUUAUGCAGCCAAAUCUCAACAAAGAGCUGAAGCAGCAAUCGCUGCAGGACAUUUUAAAAAAGAAAUAGUUGCAGUUGAAGUACCUAAUAAAAAACAAACGACAACAGUAUCGGUUGAUGAAUAUCCUAAAUCAGGAACAACGGUCGAAAGUUUGAAAAAACUUCAACCAACAUUCUUAAAACAAGAUGGAACUGUAACUCCUGGGAACGCAUCAGGAAUAAAUGACGGAGCAGCUGCAGUUGUACUGAUGUCAGCAAAAGCUGCUGCUAGUAAAGGAAUUCCAGUAUUAGCAAAUAUUGUUGCAAUCGCCCAAGCAGGUGUGGAACCUAGUAUUAUGGGUAUUGGUCCAAUACCAGCCGUAGAAUUAGUAUUAAAAAAGGCUAAUUGGAAAAAAGAAGAAGUUGAUUUUUAUGAACUAAAUGAAGCUUUUGCUGUUCAAUCACUCGCUUGUUUACAUGAGUUAGGAUUAAACCCGGAAAAAGUUAACGUUUGUGGCGGAGCUAUUGCUCUCGGGCAUCCUAUUGGAGCUUCAGGAACCAGAGUUUUAGUCACACUUGUGCACUUACUAGAACGGACCAAUGCUAAAAAAGGGAUAGCAUCAUUGUGCAUAGGUGGAGGAAUGGGCAUUGCAAUAGCCAUUGAAAGAAAAUAGGAAUAAAAACCAAGCAUUCAAUAUUAAAUAAGAAAAUACUGCAAUUGAUGACAAUUUCUUAUAGACUAUUUUUGUAAUGUUAUGAAAUAUGGCUUGUGCAUUAUGGUAGAUAUUUAGCACAUAAUUACUAAUGAUCAAGUGUCUUACUAUUUUAAAAGAUGUUUAAUAUUGUUAAUAAUGUAUUGAUAAUCCUAAAUAUUUGAAUGGAAAAACUAUUAUCAUUAAUUUUAAUAAUGGAGUAAUGCGAAAAUCAGUAUUUCAUC